CAAAACGAGUGGGUCUCUACUGCUUUUAGCUAUCGGAUUUCGUUUUGGUAAUGUCAAUGGUACGACUUAAAUCCUCGCUGCCGCUAGGCAGAUUGAUGAUAAUAAUUUUUCUCUUCCCCUGGGAUGCUGGUCGUUUGUGUCGGGCAAUCGAAGUGCCAACGAACUGCGUUCAGCACACGGACGUUACUGGGACAUUCGAUCAGUACUACGAGUUGGAUAAGAUCGGAAAUCGACGAACGGAAGCGGUUCCGGUGGAUUUCGAUAUGUACAUCGAGAUAAAUAACUACCAGGAGGAAAUUGCCAUGCUACUGUCCAGUCAGGAUCGGUCCAAUGAAUAUCCAGACUUUGCGCGUACCUACGAAAUUCGGGUUGGCAACGUGUACACGGUAAUCUACCGGGAAACGUUGAAAAUGCAAGCUUAUCACACAUCUAAGACGGGCCGCGCCCCGAACGGUCCAAAGGUAGCCGAGAACCAGUGUGGUUGUGGUGAAUCUCCACCGGAUUGCGUGGAACCCAAGCUGUUUCCGGCGAAUAAAUUUAAGAUUCACUUCCAAGUGCUGCAGGAAGGCAACAUCACCAUCACGAUCGAUGACAACUUUCGGAAACCCUUGCUAAACGUGUUCGAUGAGCACGGAGCGUUGGAUGUGCGGUACAUCAGCUUCGCGUCACGGUACAAUGCGCACCCGAUAACGUUUCACUUUGGCUGCAUUCGGGAGGAGCCCAGCACGCAGGGUCCGGUGGCGGAAGCCCUAAUGGGCUGCCCAGUGUGUCCGAAACAGAAAUGUGAGGUGGUUGUGAAGGCGUGCACCGACAAUAGCAAGGAUGCUUCUGCGGCGGAUCCGGACAAAGAAAAGUACUAUUUCUACUUUAACAUGUACCUUAGUAAGAAUAAAGCAAAAGGCAUGACACCGGAGAGCAACGUAUUGGGCCAGAUUCUGAACUGACACUGGCGAUGUUUUGAUUCAUUUUUGUAUCAUUAUAACCUAUUUUAUUUCUCUUGUUUUUUACAGCCCUUAAGACAUACAAUAUAUUGAUUAUGUAAAUAUUAGUGCAAUAAAUGAGGC
Molecule: messenger RNA, 1064 nt
Organism: Sabethes cyaneus
Lineage: Eukaryota; Metazoa; Arthropoda; Insecta; Diptera; Culicidae
Exons: 2
Coding region: 51-944 (297 amino acids)
Source: RefSeq, a predicted model, not a curated record